This is a messenger RNA of Strongylocentrotus purpuratus (purple sea urchin), 829 nucleotides long. RefSeq names its product echinoidin. The transcript has 3 exons. Gene Ontology annotation, molecular function: signaling receptor activity. The record is from RefSeq and is a predicted model, not a curated record. Lineage: Eukaryota; Metazoa; Echinodermata; Echinoidea; Camarodonta; Strongylocentrotidae. The coding region runs from base 181 to 717 and encodes 178 amino acids.
CCUUUGGCAGACGGAUCACUGCGAUAUAUAUAUAUAUAUAUCGCCAUGCAGACACAGCGAAACUUUCCAUAAUUAAACAGACCUUUACGACAAAUACAUUCCAAGAAAAACGGUCGACUCAAAGCUGCUCAAUAAUAACAAACUGAGUGGCUACGUUCUGACAAGAGAAGCAGAAGUAGUAUGAUGGAGUUUUAUCGAAAGACCACGCUGGUUUUCAUCUGUUUGGCCAUCGUCAUGACUGCCUGUCCUACUGGGGUACGAGCUGGCUGUUGCUGUCCAACAUUCUGGACUGCUUUCGGACAGCAUUGUUACAGAUUCUUCGCCUCCAACACUACAUGGCAGGAUGCAGAGAACCACUGUCAGACUUACAGCGUGCCCUCUCUCGGCAGUGGAGGAGCAGUCAUAGAUAGUUUGGGUCAUCUGGUUUCCAUCCAUUCUGAAGCAGAACACAACUUCGUCGUAACUCUUUUCGCAACUUCUCGAAAAAAGGAGUCUGGUAGCAUUGCUAUGUUGCUUGGAAUGCAUGAUACAUCAGCUGAAGAUCACUUCCAGUGGUCAGAUGGAACGCCAUUUGACUUUACCAUGUGGUCACCAGGUCAACCGGACAACUGGCGCUCACGAGAGGACUGUGGAGAGAUACCACUAUACCACAAAUGGAAUGAUGCAGACUGUCGAAAUUAUUAUCAUUAUUUCGUCUGUAAACUACCAGCAUCAUAGGCGUAGCCAGGGAGCCUAAGAAGGGGGCACCCCCCCCCCCUGGUUAUCCGCUCAAAAAAGCUGGAAUCUCAGCUUAAACGUAAAAUGUCAUAAUUCAAAAUAGAGAAACGUA